CCCACGCGGGCAUGGCUGCUUUGGGAACUUUGCUCUGGAGUGAGUGGGUCAGGGUGUCCGAAGGCUGCACUGCAGCGCGGCGGCCCGGGCGGGCGGCCGGUGGCGCCUGCGGCAGGGCCUGGCCGCCAGCCCCUCCGGGUACGGGCCGCUCACCGAGCUCCCGGACUGGUCCUACGCGGCCUCCAGAGUGCUGGGAUCAUAGGUGCACCGCACCCGACCCCGACCCCUGCUUUGAACUCACUGUGUUGCCCAGCCUGGCCUCAAGCUCUCAGUCCUCCUGCUUCAGCCUCCCUGCUGGGAUUCUGGGCCUGUAGUCCACACCCAACACAUGAAGGGCUUCUGAAGAUACACAGUGGAUUCAGGCUAACAAGUAAUGGCCGUCCUGCUCCCCCAAUGAAAGGCCAGCUUCAAAGAAAAGCUCAAAGGGAGAAGUUCGCAAGACGAGUUGUACUGCUGUCACAGGAAAUGGAUGCUGGGUUACAGGCAUGGCAGCUCAGGCAGCAGGAGAAGUUGCAGGAGGAACAACGGAAACAGAAAAACGCUCUUAAGCCCAAAGGGACCUUGCUGCACAACCCACUCCCAAGUCAAUAAAGAGGGACUCCUGUCCCCUUCCCUAGCCUCUAGCUUUCUUUUCCAUCACCUGGAUGUCUCAUCUCAGCUGGAAGACUGUGUGCCCCCCUCCCAUUUAUCUUUGGAGCAAAAGAGCUGGCACACCAGGAAGAACAGGCUGUGAGGUCAUUGUCUGGGAGGCGGGGCGCAGUGCCCUGAUCCCUGGCUCACACACACCACACCACACCCUCCCCCCUCCAUUCUUCUGAAUGUUGCUCUGGGGCUUUUACCCCUCCUUUGCCAGCCACAGGACUGGCCUAACUUAGGAGCAACAGCUGCUCUGUGAACACGAAAAGUGGGCAGUGGUUUUCCUGGCUUUAGCCUGCACUCAAGCAUGGCUAUGCACAGCUCAACUGCAUGCUGUUGCUCUUUCACUAAUGCUUGGAAAAGAUAGUUAAAUAAAUGCAAGCAGUGAUGAAAAAGG
Chinchilla lanigera (long-tailed chinchilla) is the source of this 1033-nucleotide messenger RNA. It is a transcript of the gene Mrpl52, whose product is annotated as mitochondrial ribosomal protein L52. The record is from RefSeq and is a predicted model, not a curated record. Gene Ontology annotation, molecular function: structural constituent of ribosome. Gene Ontology annotation, biological process: mitochondrial translation. Gene Ontology annotation, cellular component: mitochondrial large ribosomal subunit. NCBI's taxonomy places the organism in Eukaryota, Metazoa, Chordata, Mammalia, Rodentia, Chinchillidae. The transcript has 6 exons. The coding region runs from base 394 to 591 and encodes 65 amino acids.